Messenger RNA from Trichomonas vaginalis G3, 1629 nucleotides. RefSeq names its product ankyrin repeat and SOCS box-containing protein 4 family. The coding region runs from base 1 to 1629 and encodes 542 amino acids. The record is from RefSeq and is a predicted model, not a curated record. The transcript has a single exon. NCBI's taxonomy places the organism in Eukaryota, Parabasalia, Trichomonadida, Trichomonadidae. Gene Ontology annotation, molecular function: protein binding.
AUGUCGGAGCAAUGUAUUCCUCCAGACAAAUACCUUAAACUGCGAGAUCAGUACAAAUACUAUAUUGAUUCGUAUAACGCAUUAUAUCAGCUGAAAACGGAAAAUGAAGAAGACCUAAACAAGAUUUACAAAAUGAUACGAACAGAAUUGAUCGAUUCAAAGAAAUUUAUACCCCAAAAUAUUAUCAAAGAUAUUUUAAAUAUCAUUCCGUAUAAGAAUCGCUAUACAAAGUCAUAUUUAUAUCUUGCGAAACUCAUUUAUGAUGAUUAUCAUGUCAAAGAGGUCAUCAAUGUUAAUACUAUUUCAAAGUUCUUGUUUUAUAAAGAAUAUGGAAUUAGAUUAGACAAUUCAGGUGAUUUCGAAAGAAUUAGAUCAGGAAAUCUUGAUAUUCAUACAGAAGAUACAAUAUACAGAGCAAUUAUGUAUAAUGACUUAGAAAGAUUCAUCAUAUUCACAGAAAGAGAAGGAUUUGAUAAAAAUCAAAUGCUUAUAAGCAAAUUAUAUUCAAAUACUCGCUAUUCAUUACUUGAAUUAUGUUGUUAUCAUGGAGCAGUUGAUUGUUUCAAGUUUUUAAGAACAAAAUUUAAUUCAUCAAUAACUUAUGAAUGUCUAGAAUAUUCAUUUUUAGGUGGAAAUCCAGAGAUCAUGAGUGAAUGUUUGAAAUAUAAGGAACCAGUAACUUAUCCAGUACAAAAAAAUGCAAUUAUCUCACACAACAUUGAUUUUAUUACAUUCUUGAUGAAUGAAUACAAUGUUGAGAUCUAUUUAGAAUACUGUGCAUAUUAUAAUAAUCUUGAAGCAUUUUUAGUUUACUUUGAUCGAACUAAUGAUAUUAAUCUAUGCUUUGUUUAUUCAUCGAUGUUUAAUAUUCCAUCCCUUUGCAAAUAUUUCCUAUCACGUGGCGCUGAUAUCAAUGCAGAAAAUAGAGAUGAACAAACUGCUCUUCAUUGUGCGGCCUUAAAAAAUAGUAAAGAAACAGCCAAAUUUCUUAUUUCACGUCAUAUAAAUAUUAAUAAAAAAGAUGAUGAUGGACACACCCCUCUUCAUAAAGCGGCAAUUAAAAAUAGUAGAGCAGUCGCCCAACUUCUUAUUUCACAUGGUGCAAAUAUCUCUGUAAAAGAUAAGCAUCAAGGACAAACCGCACUUCUUUAUGCAGCAUAUAAAAAUAGUAAAGAAACAGCUGAAAUUCUUAUUUCACAUGGUAUAAAUAUCAAUGAAAAAGAUAAUAAUAGGGAAACCGCUCUUCAUAAAGCAGCACAUGAAAAUAGUAAAGAAACAGCUGAACUUCUUAUUUCACAUGGUAUAAAUAUCGAUGAAAAAUGUGAAUAUGGAGGAACUGCUCUUCAUAUUGCAGCAUAUUAUAAUAAAGAAACAGUUGAACUUCUUAUUUCACAUGGUGCAAAUGUCAAUGAAAAAGAUAAUGAAGGAAAAACACCACUUCAUAAUGCAGCACAGAAAAUGGUAAAGAAACAGCUGAACUUCUUAUUUCACAUGGUGCAAAUGUCAAUGAAAAAGAUAAAUAUGGAAGAACAGCUCUUCAUAAAGCAGCACAGAAAAAUGGUAAAGAAACAGCUGAAAUUCUUAUUUCACAUGGUGCAAAUAUUCAUGAAAAAGAUAAAGAUAGAUUAA